Molecule: messenger RNA, 2911 nt
Organism: Diachasma alloeum
Lineage: Eukaryota; Metazoa; Arthropoda; Insecta; Hymenoptera; Braconidae
Product: metaxin-1
Exons: 3
Coding region: 161-1054 (297 amino acids)
Biological process (GO): mitochondrion organization
Cellular component (GO): SAM complex
Source: RefSeq, a predicted model, not a curated record
GAUAAAACAAUCGCAGUAGUCGCGAAAACGAGAUUUAAGUCGUCUAUAGGUUAGACGCAUAAAACAUUCGUCUCAACCAAAAUACUUCAACUGUUUCAACGAAAAUUUCAAUGACAAGUUCGUUGAUCAAUUCCCCAUCGGCGACUAAUGAUCCUCGAAUAUGAAUGUUGUUGAUGAGUAUCAGUUGAAUGUGUGGAAGGGAGACUGGGGCCUACCGUCUGUGGAUAUUCCGUGUCUGCAAGUUCUGGCCUAUGCUAAAUUCAGCGGAGUACCGCUGACAGUGAAUCCAACGAGCAAUCCCUUCAGAACUCCUCGUGGCCACUUACCGGUACUCAAAUGUGGGGUCAAUUCACUCGAUUCAAUCCAAGACAUCAUUCAAUUAUUUCGCAAACGGAAUUACAAUGCAGACUUCCAUUUAUCACCUAAACAAUGCUCCGAGGUUCUCGGUUAUGAGUACAUGCUCAAGGAGAGUCUGUAUCCAGCUGUUCAAUUUAUAUGGUGGAUCGACCAACGAAACUUCACCGAUUUCAUCCGCCCCUGGUACGCAAAAGCGAUACCAUUCCCCCUGAAUUUCUACUACCCCUCGAAAUACGAGAAACACGCACGUGCCAUGCUAGAAUCCCUCUUCCCGCACGAGGAAGUGACGAGUGCAAUCGAGAAUAAGAUAUACUCCGAGGCCCAGAAGUGCUUAAAUCUGCUGUCAACGAGGCUCGGUGAGGCUGACUACUUCUACGGCUCGCAGCCGACAUAUCUGGAUGCAAUAGUCUUCUCGUACUUGGCGCCAUUGUUGAAAGUACCACUGCCAAACCCAUCACUCCAGAAUCACCUCAAGGCAUGCACAAAUCUCGUCAAAUUCGUCUCACGCAUAUCCCAGAGAUACUUCGAGGCUGAUUAUCAGAAGUACGAGAAAAUCAAGUCCAAGGAGAAUGAAACGAGAUUGAGCAAGGACUCCGAUCCUGAAUUCCCCCAUAAAACGAGGAAUCAGAUAUUAGCUGGAAUUUUCGCUACAGUGGCCAUGGUCUCCUACGCUGUUUACACGGGUAUUGUUAAAUGAUUAAUGAAUUGUAUAUUUUAUAUUUUAUAGAAUAUUAUAUUAUUAUAAGAAACUGCAAGUGGGAGGAGAAGAUGUGGAAAAUUGAUGGUUUUUCAUAUUUUCUUCUUGGCACAGGGAUGUGAGGAUGUAUAAUAAAAGUUAUCAUUUGAAUAAUAGGUACAAUUUCUCGAUACCCAUGUACAUGUGCGGAAGAGAGGAGAUAUGAGAGUCGAUAUGAAGAGAGGGACACGUAAAUGAUGUUGUUGAAUGAUUUUCUAGGGUCUUCCCCAAUAGUCUGGAUUAAAAAAGUAAAUGAAAUACUGUUUUCUAUUCAAGUUAUUGAUAAGUACUAAGUUCAAAUUUUUUAAUGAGAUCAAAGUUUAACCAAAUUCAAUGUUAUCUUCAUUUGACAAAAAAAUAAGAUGUGGAAGAACUUCUUCAGCGUAAAUUGAGGUCGAAAAUCUGGGAAAUAAAUUAUUCUUUAUAUUUUUUUCUUGCUGAUAGAGAAAUGAGGGAUGAGGAUGUUUGAUAAAAGUUAUCAUUUCAACAAUAAGUACACUUUUUCAAUACCUGUGUACAAAUCCACAAGUGAGGAGAGGGGAUAUGAGAGUUGAUAUGAGGAGAGGGACACGAUGUUGUUGAAUGAUUUUCUAGGGUCUUUCCCCAUAUUCUGAAUUAAAAAAGUCAUGGAAAUGUUGUUUUCUGUUCUUCUUUGUUUCUAUUCAAUUUAUUGAUAAGUACUAAUUUCAAAUUUUUUAAUGAGAUCAAAGUUUAACCAAAUUCAAUAUCUUCAUUUGACAAAAAAAUAAGAUGUGGAAGAACUUCUUCAGCGUAAAUUGAGGUCGAAAAUCUGAGAAAUAAAUUAUUCUUCAUAUUUUUUUCUUGCUGAUAGAGAAAUGAGGGAUGAGGAUGUUUGAUAAAAGUUAUCAUUUCAACAAUAAGUACAAUUUUUCAAUACCUGUGUACAAAUCCACAAGUGAGGAGAGGGGAUAUGAGAGUUGAUAUGAGGAGAGGGACACGAUGUUGUUGAAUGAUUUUCUAGGGUCUUUCCCCAUAUUCUGAAUUAAAAAAGUCAUGGAAAUGUUGUUUUCUGUUCUUCUUUGUUUCUAUUCAAUUUAUUGAUAAGUACUAAUUUCAAAUUUUUUAAUGAGAUCAAAGUUUAACCAAAUUCAAUAUCUUCAUUUGACAAAAAAAUAAGAUGUGGAAGAACUUCUUCAGCGUAAAUUGAGGUCGAAAAUCUGAGAAAUAAAUUAUUCUUCAUAUUUUUUUCUUGCUGAUAGAGAAAUGAGGGAUGAGGAUGUUUGAUAAAAGUUAUCAUUUCAACAAUAAGUACAAUUUUUCAAUACCUGUGUACAAAUCCACAAGUGAGGAGAGGGGAUAUGAGAGUUGAUAUGAGGAGAGGGACACGUAAAUGAUGUUGUUGAAUGAUUUUCUAGGGUCUUUCCCCAUAUUCUGAAUUAAAAAAGUCAUUUAAAUAUUAUUUUCUGUUCUUCUUUGUUACUAUUCAAUUUAUUAAUAAGUACUAAGUUCAAAUUUUUUAAUGAGAUCAAAGUUUAACCAACUUCAAUGUUAUCUUUAUUUGACAAAAAAAAUAAGAUGUGUAAGAACUUCUUUAGCGUAAAUUGAGGUCGAAAAUCUGAGAAAUAAAUUAUUCUUCAUAUUUUUUUCUUGCUGAUAGAGAAAUGAGGGAUGAGGAUGUUUGAUAAAAGUUAUCAUUUCAACAAUAAGUACAAUUUUUCAAUACCUGUGUACAAAUCCACAAGUGAGGAGAGGGGAUAUGAGAGUUGAUAUGAGGAGAGGGACACGUAAAUGAUGUUGUUGAAUGAUUUUCUAGGGUCUUUCCCCAUAUUCUGAAUUAAAAAAGUCAUUUAAAUAUUA